Molecule: messenger RNA, 1254 nt
Organism: Nasonia vitripennis (jewel wasp)
Lineage: Eukaryota; Metazoa; Arthropoda; Insecta; Hymenoptera; Pteromalidae
Product: fatty acid-binding protein, brain
Exons: 6
Coding region: 530-946 (138 amino acids)
Biological process (GO): fatty acid transport
Cellular component (GO): cytosol; nucleus
Molecular function (GO): fatty acid binding
Source: RefSeq, a predicted model, not a curated record
AGCCAGAAGUGGCGCAGAUCGAAUUUCGAAAAACCGCAGAGACCGCACGCGAACUUUUCUCGAAUGCUGCUAAUUAAGGAUAUACGCCUUUCUAAUGUGUAGAAGGAAAUCGAAAUUUGAAACUUACGUCAACCGCGUAAUUUUAAUUUUCUAACUAUCGCAGCGUCGAUAAUAUGUUUCUCGCAUAUAAAAAUACAGCAACAACGCUCGCUAAUUUUGCGAAAAGAAUCAAUAAAUAGAAUACGUUAAAGCUAUCGCCAUCUAGCGGUAGUCGUGAACAUCGAAGGAGUGGCUGGUGAGUGAACUGUCAGUGCUAUGCCGUGCUUGCAGUGUUUGACGCGCAGAAGUGCAAGGACGCCGCUCUUCGCUGAACGCAAUCCAAAAUCGUCUCACUGACCUACGCAAUAUUCCGUAAAACACCUGUGGGUAGGUGUAUAGCAGCCAUGUUACAUAUCUGCAUAUAGAUAUACUCUGUACGCGAGCUGGUCCUUGUUUCUAUACAACAAAAAUUUGAAUCAAAAAAAGAGAGAUGGCUUCUCUGGUUGGAAAUUAUCAACAUGAGCGAAAUGAAAAUCUGGACGAGUACUUCAAGGCUGUUGGAGUACCAUACAUUCCUAGAAAAAUGAUGGGGAUGACAAGUCCUCGCCUUGAAAUCCAAAAAAAUGAUGAAGAAGAUAAGUGGACCAUCCGCACAAUCACCAUGAUGCGUACUAGUGAACUAGUAUUUAAAAUUGGUGAAGAAUUUGAAGAGACAAUGGCUUCUGGGGUUGUUUUAAAGAAUGUUGCAUCACUAGAAGAGGAUGGCAGUUUAGUUAUUCACAGCACAGCUCAAGACGAUACAAAAGUUACAAGAAAGUAUGAACUCAAAGAGGACCAAAUAAUUUUGACAAUGACUCAUGAACAAAGCGGACAGGUCGCUAAACGUUAUUUCAAGAAAAUCCCAUAAGAAAUGAAAUGAUACUCGUCCAUGAUUUUAAUUACUUGCUUUCUGCGCACACCAUAUAGAUCUCAAAUGAUCAGUGAUUCUACAAUAUAUCUAAAAUGUAUUUUGAGAGCUUUGCUUACAAGACUUAUACUUUGAAAGUACUAUUUAUGUAAUAUGUAGAUUUUAUAAAUCUUAGCAUCUUAGCUUUUAGCUUAAACUAUAUGUACACAUACAUGAAAAAUAUUUUUGAAUAUAUUUUAUAUGUUUUAUAUUACUUAUUGAAAUUAAUGUUAAAACUUUAAAAUAAAUGUGAUCAAUAAAAUUUCAAA